AUGAGUGAUUAAGUAAAACAUUAACUAUUUGUUAGCCACCAUUUAUAUCACUAGAAAGUUAUGAUGAUAUCAAUUAGAUCAGAAGUAAAUUUUCACCUUUAGCAAAAAUAAAUCUAAAUCAUGAAUUUAAUAAUUUAGAUGAAUGUAAAUUCUUUAUCAUAAGAACUUAAGGAGAAGAUAAUGUUCAUAGAGCUAUGAAGUAUGGUUUUUGGACUAGGUAAAUAAUUUAUUAGACAAUAGUUCGUCUCGAAAAAAUCAACGAUUGCAUGAAGCAUAUAUUAAUAAGAAAUAAGAUGUUUAUCUAUUUUUCACAGAAAUUAAUAGCAUGUGCUUUAGUGGAAUGGCUAAGCUUACUUCUGCAUUUAAUCCUAAAUUUCAUUUUCAGUUUUGGUUAAUUGAAAAUAAAUGGUUCGGCACUUUUUCAAUAGAAUGGGUAUUAGAUUUAACUUAUCACUCAGUUAUACAUAAAAGAUCUUUCAUUUAAAUUAUUUGAAAAUAUAAAGCAAAUCUAACAAUUGGAAGGCAGUGAAGAAACUAUUAAAUCAGUUUAUGAUCUUAUAGAUUGCACAGAAUUAUCUGUUGAUAAUGGAAUUAAAAUGACAAAAAUAUUUUAAAAUGAAAUCUCUAAUAAAAGCUUAUUUGAAGAAUUUCCUCAACUUGAUAAAUUAGAAGUAUUUUUAGUUGUCAUGAUUUUUAGUUUGAUAAUAGAUUGGAAAGAACAAAUAAUUAAAGAUUUGAAAAGAAAUUCAAAGAACUCUCUUCUGUUUUUGAAACUAUCCCAUUCUCUUUCUCAGUUGCAUCAUAUGAACGGAAAAAAAACAACCAAAGACCUUAAAAUGGAUAUUAUUAACCUCCUUAUGGGUAGCAAUAUUAUUAUUAACAACCGUAUUAAUCUUAUUAUUAAUAGUAAUCAAUUGGUAUAUUUCAUUCUUAAUAUUUUAGGUUAUUAAUUUUAGUAAACUCCUUAAUAUUGGUAAUAAAAUAAUGGAUUUUAUUAAAAUCAAUAUUAUUCAUAAAAUUAAUUUAACAACAACAAAUAUCAUCUUAAUAAAUAAGAAAACUAUGAAAAACCUAUAAGAUAAUAUUAAUAACCAACCUAACAAUAGUAAUCUCAUCCUUAAGAAACAGAAUAAAAAUAAAAUCCUGAUUCAUUAGAUUAAAGAUUUCAAAUAAAAAAUUAGUAAUAAUAAAAAAGAACAAAAUUUGAAAAAACAAAGAAAUAAUAUAAUAAGAAUGAAAUUGAGUAUGUUGAGAAAGCUUAGACUUAAAUUUCUGUUUAAAAGAGCUGA
Molecule: messenger RNA, 1289 nt
Organism: Paramecium sonneborni
Lineage: Eukaryota; Ciliophora; Oligohymenophorea; Peniculida; Parameciidae
Source: the annotation of a GenBank genome assembly